GAUGCUGGGAGUAAGGAGAUGGAUGCUCACGUCUUGCUACCCUUUCUGCUGCUGCCUGUCUCCCUGCUGCUGGCCGAGAGCGGCUCUGAUGACACGGACGACGAGCCUGAUCCUCCACAGUUGCUCUGCUUCGUCACCUUCCAGGAGCGGGGACAGGCUGAAUGGAUGAACUGCCGACUAUCUGAGCCCCCCGACCCGGGGGAGAAUCUCACCCUCAUCGUCAGUGAGAAGAACAUAAUGGAGAGAUGCCUGAUCCUGGGCCCGGCUCUCAGCUGCAGAGUCCCCAUCAAACGCUUCUCCCUGAUCAACACCUGCUGCAUCCAUGCUCUCCGGCCCGGCUCCCACUCCCACGGACCCUGUCACCUCAAACAGAGGAUCACACACAUGGUGAAGCCGGACGCUCCCUUUAACCUGAGCGUCACUGCCCUGAGGGAAGCUGAGGAGAUGGAGGUCAGGUGGGAUGUUCCGAGGGUUCGCUUUACUCAGCUCUUCAACAAUCUCUUACACCAGCUGGUGUACUGGAGCACAGAGUUGGAUCGGCAGGACCUGAAUGUUACGGUGUGCUCUCUGAGGCUCUUGAUGAGGAAUCUGGUGGCCAGCUCCCAAUACACUGUCCAGAUCCGAUCCUGUCCCAACCAGAAGUACUUCAAGGGAGAGUGGAGUGAGUGGAGUAAGCCCGUGACGUUUACCGUCCCAUCUAUCAACCAGCUGAACAGUACGGGUGUGAAGGUAACUCUCUCCAUGUUGCUCCUGCUGCUGCUGUUCCUCGUGGGCCUACUGGUACUAUUGUGGGAGAACAGGAUCAAGCCUUAUAUUUGGCCUCAGAUUCCCAACCCUAAGAAAGCUCAAAAACAGUUGUACACCAGCUCCAACAAGGCGGCAGAGGUGAGCUUUGACCCCGGCCACUUCCUGGAGGUGACGGAGAACAGGGUGGACAUGAUGGCAGUGAAGGGGGUGUGGCCCUGGCACUGCUACCCCUACCCAGAUCUGCCCACGGAGACGGCUGGAGAUGGCAGCCCCGACCCGGAGAGGAAACUGCUGAUGCAGACUGCUGUGGAAUCAGUGGAUGGGCCGGAUAGCACCUCAGACCAGGGCCAGCAGGACACCACAGGCCCCCAGGACGAGUGGGCCCAGCCUUCGGAACCGACGAGCUGCUUCUUGCCCUUCCCUGUGACCCAGGAUCCCUCCCCGUGUGUACCAGAUCACAGGAGACCUGCCGAGGCCCAGGCUGGGGGCCUGAACUGUCCCCUCACCCAGGUUCCUGCUCCCCCCUCUGACGAGUCAUACAUCACCAUGUCAAACCUGUAUAAGACACAGUGAGGGUGAGGGGCGCAGGGUCCAUGCAGUCUGAUCCCACAGACAGCUCACUCCCCAACACUCACAAAAUGCUGGAGAAACUUAGCACAUCAGGCAGCAUCUAUGCAGAGAGAUAAACUGUUAACAUUUUGGGGUGAAACCCUUCUUCUCCGGAUUUCCAAUAUCUGCAGAGUCUCGUCUUUAUCACUCCCCAGAGUCAGCUGCAUGUGUGCAUUUCAGAGGGUGGUAUCCAUUGCCCCCACAUCUUCCUGGCCCAAUACCCUGGGGUCCAGCGGCCCGGAAACUGCCCGAAGCAUCUGACCACACCCCUUCCCACCAACACUGUAGCAGAGACCUGACCACAGGAUCCUCACUGAGCUGCUAGCCAGAGGAGAUAUACCCAUACCCAUCCUCCAGUGAAGCCCCCACUCCCUGAUCAUCCCUACACCCUGUGUAGCCCAAUCACCGGGACCCCGAAUCUCACCCACUGAGCAGUGGUCCAGCCAAUGAGUUUCAGAAUAGCUUCCGCCCACUCUCCUUAACCUCCUCUUUCUGUAACCACUUUCCCACCUCCCCCCUCUCCGUAACCACCUCUGCCCCUCAGUACCUCUUCCCCAAUCACCCUUUCCAUACACCCUCCUCACCCUAACCACCCAUUGUACACCCUCUGCAACCCCUCCUUCUCUUACCUCAUCCCCUCCCCUCCCUCUUUCUCUGCACCCCCUCUCCGUUCCCUCCCUCUCUGCAUCCCUACACCCACUUUUUCUGCUCCCCAACACCCUCCAUUUGUCUACCUGUUCCCCCUCCCUCUACCUCUCCUACCAGCCUUCUAUUCUCCACGCUCUUCCUCUUUGUCCCUACCCUCACCCUUUCCCCUCCCCCUCACACUCCCCACCCUGUCCUUCUCCCUCUCCCUGCCCCGUCCCUCUCCCUACCCUGUCCCUCCCUCUCCCCACCGUCCUUCCCUCUCCCCACUUUGUCCUUCUCUCUCCCUCUCUCGUCCCCUCGUUCGUGGCGUUUGCGUGAUGUUCAGCACCAAUACUCGACCUGUGUUCUGUCAGUAAGCAAUAAAGACCUUCCACACCAGGCCAGUUGUACUUUGUUCUGUUGGACGUUGGUGUUCCAAAGCCACCCGUGUACUGCCAACCCCGUGGAGCAGGUGGGGACUCUGCAACCUCGGUCUAAGGGUGGACUGCAGACAGGAUCUAGGGCUGGACCGAUCACGGCAAGAG
This is a messenger RNA of Mobula hypostoma (lesser devil ray), 2528 nucleotides long. Its product is annotated as interleukin-7 receptor subunit alpha-like. The transcript has 8 exons. The record is from RefSeq and is a predicted model, not a curated record. Bases 19 to 1320 code for a protein of 433 amino acids. Gene Ontology annotation, molecular function: protein binding; cytokine receptor activity. Lineage: Eukaryota; Metazoa; Chordata; Chondrichthyes; Myliobatiformes; Myliobatidae. Gene Ontology annotation, cellular component: external side of plasma membrane; membrane. Gene Ontology annotation, biological process: cytokine-mediated signaling pathway; positive regulation of receptor signaling pathway via JAK-STAT; hemopoiesis.